UUUUUUUUUCCUUUUUUCGUUUUUUCUUCAUCUUUUAUAGCCAUGCGUGAACCUAACUUUAGCUCUCCAGCACAAAACAGAGCCGCUGUUGUCAUCACUUCUACUUUAUACGAUCGAAGAGCUUUAGAUUGCACAGCCACUUUACCACUUGUCAAUUCACUUACUCAUCUGGCUUACAUGACUUCUACUUCACCACGCAUUCGUGAAAUACUAGCAGCAGAUGGUGGAUUAGAACGACUUGUAAAGAUACUAGCCACUUGUCAACAUACAGAUAAACACUCUUUAUGGAAGUGGUCCUUGGCUUUUCAAUGUGUAGUCAAUGUAGGUGUACGUGGUACUGAAGCUAUCAGGUCCCGUGUAGUAGAGGCAGGUGCUGUUCAUGUUGUACUUGCUAUUCUCGAAAACUUUAUGAAUGCAUUAGAAAAAGCCAGGAUUGAAAAAGACCAAGAAAGAAAACAACAACAACAACAACAGCCUGUUACGGCUCUCUCGUUACCUACUUUACCUUCAAGUAGUCCUUCUUCAUCGUUGCUCGAGCAUGAAAAGCAUAUCAAGACAAUGAUCAAGCCUAGUCCAACAUCCACACUCAACAUGUUAUUCGUUAUUCCCAAAAGACGCACUUUUAUCACACGUACAGAAAAACCCAAAUCCAAACCAUAUACCGCAUCUUUAUCUAGUAUUCCUCUUUUAAAUAACUUGUCAACAGACGCCAUAUUACACCGCGAAGAAGACAUUUUGCUCAGUCUCCAGUUACUUGCUUAUCUCUCUAAAUAUCCUACGAUUCGUCAAGCAUUUCAUGCUAACCAUCGUCUGAAUGUGUUUAGCGUGGUUGAGAAGUUUACACAUCGAUUGCACCCUGCUGCCAUUGUCUAUUGGGCAGGCGUGAUCAUGAGAAAUGCCUGCCGAAAGGAUGAAGCAAGAGGAGGUGUUCGUCAAUGUGCCAAUAUGCAAUGUGGCAAAUGGGAGCGAUUUCCUCGCGAAUUUGCGAAAUGCCGUCGAUGUCGAAAAGCGAAAUAUUGCUCAAAAUCAUGUCAGUCAAAAGCAUGGGCUGAUGGUCAUCGAUGGUGGUGUGUUGAAAGACCUCAUAGCAGCCACCCACCUAACCCAACAGCCACAUCCUCUACGACAGUAGCUGCUGCUGCUGUCGUGGCUGCUGCUCCACCCCCACCCCCACCUACAGAACAAGUGGUUCAUUUGGAAGACAAUGCUACACUCGAUGUAAUGGCUAUACCUAUUGCAGAUAACCAAGACACUACGACACCCAAUGCGAAUUCGCCUACCACAAGACGAUCUUCUCUUCCUGUUGUUACGGCAACAGCCAGUCGUCGUGACGGUGGGGAUCUUUUGUUCUAUCAAGGCCAAGAGCGAAGGAAUACUCGGUCUGUUGUUAGAAACCUUGCUUCAGGGAGUUCUACUGAAGUUGAGGUUGAUACAGAUACUUCUCAUGAACGCCCAAGAGAUUUAAUGGAUGUGGAUUAGUAAUAGCACU
Messenger RNA from Gilbertella persicaria, 1489 nucleotides. RefSeq lists its product as uncharacterized. The record is from RefSeq and is a predicted model, not a curated record. Lineage: Eukaryota; Fungi; Mucoromycota; Mucoromycetes; Mucorales; Choanephoraceae. Gene Ontology annotation, biological process: establishment or maintenance of cell polarity; ubiquitin-dependent protein catabolic process. The transcript is spliced from 2 exons. Bases 43 to 1479 code for a protein of 478 amino acids. Gene Ontology annotation, cellular component: MUB1-RAD6-UBR2 ubiquitin ligase complex.